Cuscuta campestris is the source of this 3585-nucleotide messenger RNA. Lineage: Eukaryota; Viridiplantae; Streptophyta; Magnoliopsida; Solanales; Convolvulaceae. The record is from the annotation of a GenBank genome assembly.
GGAAAUAGAAUCACUAAUUAUGGCCUCUAUAUUUAUUCUUAGAAUAAUUUUGAUUUAUUGAACCAUUCAGGUACUAUACCAUUCGUAACAUCUUCAGUUUACACUCUUCAUGUUAUAAUGGAGAUGAAAUUUUCCGCUAGCUAGCCGAGGCUCACUCGUAUGCUCCUUUUGGAUUGCGGAUUCACCUAGGUUGCUUCAAAUAACCUAGAUUGGGAGAAAUUAUAUUAAUCUGAGUCACAAUAUUUUUAAUAUAUUGUUUGAAUAAUAUUACUUCUAUCCGGUUGAAUUUUGGUUUGGAUUGACGUAAAAAACAUACCGUUUACCCCGAUUUUCCAAGUGAAAUGGGGUGAAUGGGGAUGAAUGGGCCAACACUGUUAACUUGCAUUGAUAAUGUCAAAUGUGUCUAGAUGAAGUGAAUUGUAUUAUUUUACAUUUUUAUGAGACUCACCUAGUUAAAGCUCAAUGCAAAAAGUUUUGGCUCAAAUGACAUGGACGCAUGAUAUAUUGUUAAUCCUAAUUAGUACUCAAAUGCUUGUCCUAUUUGGAUGCUUCACAUUGUCAUAAAGGUAGGUUGUUAUUUGAAGCCAUUGACUUUCUCCCAUCGCACAUAUUAGACAACUACUAGUAAUUGUUAAGCUACAUGACAUUCGUUUCCAAAACAAUGUAUACUAUUUAGUUGAAUCAUUAUGUACUCGGUAGUUCGUACAAAAUAUGCCCAAGAUAUUGGUUAUAAUAAGAAAUCAUUAUAUAUGCCGUUUAGUUUCUUCUAUUUUAGUGUCCGUGCUUGCCCUUAGGAGGUCUUCAGUCCUCUACCAGUUCUAGCCUCUAGAUUAGCUGACCAUAAUAUUACUCUUUGAAUGUUUUAUAUUAGCCUUAUUAGGAACAUAACUUAUUUAUUACUCCGUAUUUAGUAUUUCCCAGACCCCACAAAGUUGGGAUUAUAGCAGGUUUGAUGUUGUAAUAUUAAGUACUCCCUUUGCCUUGCUGCAAUUUGACAACCUUUAGUGUUAUUUACGCUAAAAGUUGGCAAGUUCUAGUAGGAUGGAGGUAGUGGUUGUUGAUCAUUUCUUUCAAAAUCCUGUUGUUUUUUCAUUCAUUGCAACGGCAUAUCCUUUAUACGGACUCAUGUUGCAUGUAUGCCUAUUUAUGCUCUGUUUACAAUUGUUCAUUCAACAAUACAACUUCUACACUGAAGUAUAACGACAUGUUUUCUUCAGAUUAAUGUUAUUACUUAUUACUUAUUCUUAUUGGAACCAAAUUAGAUAAGAAAGAUUCUAAUCAUAGCUGAAGAAUAAGUAAUAAACAGAAACAUUAAGUUGAACAGAACGCACGUAAUUUUAACUAGUAUUAGAUAGACCAGACUAGAAAGAUUCAAAUCAGACUCAAAAGUUUUAGAUCAGAUCACAAGAUAAGAUCAAUCAGACUAAAAAAAUUCAAAUCAGCCCCGAAAAAUUCACAUCACAUCAUAUUAGACCGUAAUAAAUUUAGAUCAAGACUAAUAAGUUCUGACGAAAAGAACAUGCCCUAAGACUAUAAUUGGUCUAUUUUCAUCCCGAAUUCACAAAAUGCACUGUGUAAGAUAUACUCCCUCCGUCCCAAAAAGAUUUACACCUUUCAAAAACAUUGUGUCCCACAAUCUCCUACCCAUUUCUAUUAAAAACCACUUUUACCACUUACUUUUUCAAACCCUACCUAUCACAUCAUACCUUUUUCCUAACAAUCUACACAUCACAUCCUACUUUUACCCAUCACAUCAAGGGUAUUUUUGGAAAGUCAACACAAAAUUAUCCCUCCCUUAAUUUCUACUUUAGUCAAAAUGGGUAACACUUUAUGGGACGGAGGGAGUAUAAGUUUUACUGGGUGUAUUUAAGGUUUUAUUUAAUCCCAUUGAGCAAAUUGCAAAGGACACUAUGUCAUUUGUUGGGAUUAUUUGUCAUUUUAUUUUAUCUAUAAAUUUCAUCGGAGGGACUGGUCAUGUGUUCAAUAAAAAUGUAUGUGAGUCCUCUACCAGCACCGUGACUUCUAUACACCAACUGAUUCCUCGUCAAUAUAUGGUAAACCCAUUCUCAGUUAGAAACGUCACAACUAGGCAUAAAGAGAAUAUAUUUUCUUUCCAUUCUGAGAGAUUGAGCUGGGGAUAAGUGCAUAAAGAAAUCUGUCAUAGAAGAAGAGACGACGACCGAACAAGACAUGCUGUCAAGCUGGCGUGAACAGAAAUAAGAUAUGAAAAAGGAUCCAGAGUUCCUGGAGAGGUGGGAAUUUAGGAGGAGAGGUGACGAGCUUAGUUCUUCCAGCGAUGACGACUCAAAGUCAAGUUCCAGUUGUGAUGCACAUGAUAAGGAACAGGAUUUACUUUCCUGCAUGGUUUUGUCCCAACGUGUAGAGUCUAACAAUGAAAUUAGAGCUUGGAAGAGGAAUCAUCAACUUGACAAUAAAUUUAGAUGUGCGAAAGCUGCAAAGAAACAGAAAGACACAAAAAAGAAGCGGAGGAGGGUACAUGCCCAGACUGCAAUAUGGGAUGAUCUAAAGACUUUCCGAGAGUCUGUCUUAGGGGAACUUAAGGUUGCUAGAGAGAAAAUGUUCACACAUAUGAAAGAUGACAUGGAAAAACUGGUCCCCCGGGAAUCGGCCUCCAAGUCAAGAACAAAGCCACAAAAUACCAUAAAAAGACAGCCAAAGAAGAAAAGUGAAGUGUGUAGAAGAGAUAACCGUCGCUCCCGAAAACCAACGGUUGGAUCUCUGAAGAAGACAGUGGAUCUUGAUUCAAAUAGUUGUCACAUAAAGGGCAUUAAGCAUGAAGAAACCCUUAAAGCUGUUGUUGGAUCUUGCAAUGAGAACCAAAUGAAAUCAAAUUUCUCUUUGAAAAAGCCAGUUUGUGUAGUUAAUGACUCUGGAAAUGCAAUUUCUGCUUCAUAUCCAGCUCUGUCAACUGUCUUGAACAACAUGGUCCCUUCAAGGAAUCAACUUCAAACCAGUGUGAUUACAGCCGACAAAGACUCAAACGUUCAAAAGUGUAGUUUGGGUAUGCAAGCAAAGUAUCAUCCCAGACACAUUCUCAGUUCCCAGAAUGAUACACCUCCUGGAAGUUAUUAUGCUCAGGUUUACCCUAAAAGUCCUUACCUUUAUGGCCAAAACAACAUGUACAAUGCGUCCAACCUUUCGAGUCAAGUCCCCCCUGAGAAACUCUUCUCGGGGGAAAUCUUGCGAGUGGCUAAUAACCUGAACAACCAUAUGGGUUAUGGAAGAAAUGGAGGGCCUGUAUCAUUUACGUCCCAAAAUUACAGCCACUUCUUUACUUAGAAAAAAAUUACUUUUACACAGUUUUACUGUGGAAAGUGAUGUGAUUUGCAGGGCAUGGGAAGAUUGUGACCAGAUGGUAUGUGGUUUCUGCUCCUUAUUUUGCUGCAGUGUGGAAUGGCCAAAUGUCUCCAUGUCUUCACGUUAAAUGUGCCCCCAUCUAAUGCAUACUUUUGAAAGAUUUAUUUGUACUGUAAUUUAGAGGGUCUUUGACAGUUUGUCACUUUCUAAUUUACCCUUGAAAUAUUAUUCGUAAAAUUCAUGUUGCAGUAAAAUGUUUAAAAUAUU